UGAACGCGGCGCAUGCGUGCUUGGUUCCCACGCACUUCGGUGAAGUUGUUUUAAAAAAAAAGUAAACAAGUCCCAGGAAUAAGUUAAAGUUGACACAAUUAGCCUUUUACAAAUAUGAAGGAAGAUAAGGAAAACACUCGACCCAGGGAGAUGAGGGUGGAAUUAAUGUGUGAAGAUUCAGAUAGGACGGAGAAAUUGAAAGAAAAGAAGGAGACCAUGACAAAGAUUGUCAUCAGAAGGCUGCCACCGAGUCUCACUAAAGAGGAGCUGGAGGAGCAACUGCAGCCUCUUCCAGAAUUAGACUACUACGAGUUCUUCUCCAAUGACACCAGCCUGUAUCCUCACCUCUUUGCGAGGGCUUACAUCAACUUUAAAAACCAAGAAGAUAUCGUCCUGUUCAGGGAUCGCUUCGACGGCUACGUGUUCAUUGACAGCAAAGGACAGGAGUACCCCGCUAUUGUGGAAUUUGCACCUUUUCAAAAGACUUCCAAAAAAAGAAGCAAGAAAAAGGACGCCAAGUGUGGAACCAUUAGUGACGAUCCUGAUUACAAGAAAUUCUUGGAUUAUUAUACUGGAGACAAUGAGAAGUUGACAUCCACGCCGGAGACUUUGCUUGAAGAGCUUGAAGCCAGGUCCAAGGAGCUUGUAGCUAAAAAAACAACUCCUUUGCUGGACUUCCUGAAGAAUAAACAGAGAAUCAGGGAGGAGAAGAAAGAGGAGAGGAGGCGGCGUGAGCUGGAGCGCAAGCGCCUGCGAGAUGAGGAGCGCCGUAAGUGGCGCGAGGAGGAGCGGCGGAAGCGCAAAGGAACUGAGAAAAUGAAGAAACCGGAGCUUGACAAGGACCAAGUCAAAGACGAGCCAAAAAUAAAACUGCUUAAAAAGCCGGACAGAGGAGACGCUGCCGACUCGGAUAAUGCGAAGGAGAAGUUUAAAAAAGCUGAGAGGCCCAGCAAAGAGUACAGCAGAAGCGCAGAGCAUAAGAGACGACAAAACAAUGACAACAAGGAGGAGCGCGCAAAGAAAGCAGAUGAGGAAGGCCUCAAAGAGUUUCGGGAGCAUGAUGCUGAGCAUGUUCGGGACAGGGAGCGUGAGCUAGAGAAGGAGCGUCAACAAAGGGAGAAAGAACGCAUGAGACGGCAAGAGCGACGCAGGAGGAGGGAAAGGCACGACGGUGAGAACGUCACCAGGAAGUGGGCGGAGGAAGAGGGACCAUCCAAGAAAGAGAGGGAGCGGCCGUCGGAAAAAAAGCGAACAGACAACACAUCAGAAUCUGACAAGAUGGAAAAGGCGCCAAAACACGACAAGAAGGACGACAGCGCCAAGAGAGAACGACUUCGGAAUAAAGAUCGUCCCGCUAUCCAGCUGUACCAGCCUGGAGCAAGAAGCCGCAAUCGCCCAGCAGGAGGCGGAGAAGGAGGAGGUGAUGCCAGCUCUGUCGACAGGAAGCCAGACACGGAGACAAAAAAAAUGGCUGAGAAGGGUGACGACUGAGCAGAUUUCUGCUUUGGGCGUCUUUUUGGUAUAAUGGAGAAGGAUGCGGCCAGCGAGACUGUGAGCAGUAUGUCGCCUCAGGGCCUGCUCUUCCAUGUUUGAGGCCCACUCGUGGUUCAGAGUGGAGCUUGGUUGUGCCUCUAAGUGAACCUCUUUAGUUUCACUCCUCGGUAAAACAAAGAGUUUGCCUGCAGGGCACAGAAAACCCUCAAGUGACCUUAAUUUUAAACCGUAUCACUGAUAACAUUCUGUUUUAUUUCUGCUCAUCACAUCAAAAUUUUCAAGCAUUAUUGACAAGCUUGUGAAUGGCAUUAUGAACAUGGAAUAAACACAGCUCUACCAGUU
Messenger RNA from Syngnathus acus (greater pipefish), 1836 nucleotides. RefSeq names its product UPF3B regulator of nonsense mediated mRNA decay (gene upf3b). Lineage: Eukaryota; Metazoa; Chordata; Actinopteri; Syngnathiformes; Syngnathidae. The transcript is spliced from 10 exons. Gene Ontology annotation, molecular function: mRNA binding. The record is from RefSeq and is a predicted model, not a curated record. The coding region runs from base 115 to 1491 and encodes 458 amino acids. Gene Ontology annotation, cellular component: cytoplasm; nucleolus. Gene Ontology annotation, biological process: positive regulation of translation; nuclear-transcribed mRNA catabolic process, nonsense-mediated decay.